CUGGUCCCGGGAGGAGUCGACACCUUGGUGGCCGCCGGUCACGAGGUGCUCGUCGAGUCGGGGGCCGGCAGUGGCAGUUUGAUCUCCGACGAGGAAUUUGCCGCCGCGGGCGCGCGAAUCGUCGAAACCCGCGAAGAGGUUUUCGGCACCUGCGAUCUGUUGAUCAAGGUGAAGGAAGUCCAGCCCGAGGAAGUGGAACUCCUUCGAGAAGGCCAGAUUCUCUACACCUAUCUCCACCUGGCGCCGCUCCCCGAGCUGACCGAGGGGCUUCUUUCCCGGGGAGUCACCGCGGUCGCCUACGAGACCAUCACGGCCCCCGACGGAACCUUGCCGCUCCUGACUCCGAUGAGCGAGGUUGCGGGCCGCAUGGCGAUUCAGGAAGGAGCCCACCAUCUGCACCGGUCCUGCGGCGGCUCGGGGAUUCUCCUCGGUGGGGUUCCGGGAGUGCCCCGCGGCCGGACCGUCAUCGUCGGCGGUGGAGUUGUGGGGCUGAACGCGGCGAAACUCGCGGUCGGGAUCGGCGCUGAGGUCACCGUUUUGGAAAAGAGCGCCGGCCGCAUGCGCUAUCUGGACGACAUUUUCGGAAGCCGGGUGACGACUCUCAAAUCAAGCGCCGUCACCCUCGCCGCGUCGAUCGCCGAGGCAGAUCUGGUCGUCGGGGCGGUCCUCGUUCCCGGCGCCGCCGCUCCCCGUGUCGUCACCCGCGAAAUGGUCGCCGGAAUGCGCGAAGGGGGGGUGAUCGUGGACGUCGCCGUGGAUCAGGGCGGUUGCUGCGAGACCACCCGCCCUACGACACAUUCGAAACCCACCUAUGUGGUGGAUGGAGUGGUCCACUACUGCGUCGCCAACAUGCCGGGCGCGAUGCCCCGCACCUCCACCUACGCGCUCACCAACGUAACCCUCGAGUAUGCCGUCACGAUCGCCAACUACGGCUUCGAGGAGGCCGUUCGCCGGGACAGUUGCCUUCGCCCUGGCGUGAACACGUACGCCGGCCGCCUCACCUGCCGCCCGGUCGCGGAGUCGCAGGGUCGGGACUACCAGCCACUCGAAGAACUGAUCGCCUGA
Messenger RNA from Geodia barretti, 1065 nucleotides. NCBI's taxonomy places the organism in Eukaryota, Metazoa, Porifera, Demospongiae, Tetractinellida, Geodiidae. The record is from the annotation of a GenBank genome assembly.